AUGUUCCACCGUAACGAUUCGAACGAAAUUGUGAGGGACAUCACGAAGGAUGACAACUGGAGCCGGUCAAAUAUCGCUCCUGGUGCGGCAACGAGCGGCCGACGGAGGCCUGCAGUUGAAGACUCCGACGACAUAGAUGAAUAUCAGGAGCAAGAAGAAGAUGACAUAUACUCUGAAGAGUACCGUGCCAAAGCUCGGGAAGCCUUGAAGAAUCAUAACUUUAGAACGACUUUUAUGACAGCCACGACUUUGGCAGCUUUCGAGAACUCGAGGCAAGCCAUUCAGGCCGAGUACGACAGCCUUAUGGAGAACAACACGUGGGAGGUUGUAGAUCUUCCAGCAGGGAGGAAAGCCCUUACCACGAAAUGGGUUCUCAAGAAGAAGCUCGGUGCCCAUGGCGAGCUCUUGAAAUACAAGGCCAGGAUGGUAGCACGUGGCUUUCAGCAGGUCGAGGGCUACGAUUAUACGGAGACGUACUCUGGAGUAGUGAAAGCAUCAGCCUACCGUCUACUAUUCGCGCUAACGGUGCUGAACAAGUGGACCUGUCACCAGAUGGACGUUAGCACAGCAUUCUUGAACGGUGAGGUCUUCGAGGACAUCUACAUCUACCCACCUCAAGGAUACCCCCACCCCGGAAAAGUUUUACAACUUCGAAAGGCUCUCUACGGGUUAAAGCAGUCACCCCGACAAUGGUACAGAAAACUGAGACAGUGGCUCCUAGACAACGGCUAG
Messenger RNA from Fulvia fulva, 732 nucleotides. RefSeq names its product Retrovirus-related Pol polyprotein from transposon RE2. NCBI's taxonomy places the organism in Eukaryota, Fungi, Ascomycota, Dothideomycetes, Mycosphaerellales, Mycosphaerellaceae. The coding region runs from base 1 to 732 and encodes 243 amino acids. The record is from RefSeq and is a predicted model, not a curated record. The transcript has 2 exons.